UUGUAUCCGUCCAGUGUUGUGUAUUCGGUAAAUCAUGAUGAUCCUCGUUGAGCUUUAGUCGUAUCUUCAGCACCAGGUUUUUGCAGAAGAAACAAAGUGGCUGGGAGGGCAAGAUGGAUGUGCUUUUCGCGCGAAUGUAAAUCCCAAUAAAACACGAACAAAUACAAAGAUCUACAAGAGGACUCGGAACACAAGAACUGGACUGAAUGCAUUUAAGUUUAACACUCUAGGAUCGAUGUAAAUAGACACAAGAAAGACAAUUUCUUGUUGAUAGGAAAAAGUGUUUAGCCUUGGCUACUUUUUAUUGGAAAACUCAGUGAGUCGUCAGUGAGAUUCGCAAGUUCAUUUCUUCUGUGUUCAUGUUGCCAGGAUGAAUGUGGGCACAGCGCACAGCGAGGUGAACCCCAACACACAGGUGAUGAACAGCAGGGGCAUGUGGCUCUCGUAUGUUCUGGGCAUCGGCCUGCUGCACGUCAUUCUGCUCAGCAUUCCCUUUGCUAGCGUGCCAGUGGUCUGGACCCUCACCAACCUCAUCCACAACAUGUGCAUGUACAUCUUUCUGCACACGGUGAAAGGGACCCCUUUUGAGACUCCGGACCAAGGCAAGGCACGCCUCCUCACACACUGGGAGCAAAUGGAUUACGGCAUUCAGUUCACCGCCUCACGCAAGUUUCUCACCAUCACACCCAUCGUCCUGUACUUCCUCACCAGCUUCUACACAAAGUAUGACAGAGUCCACUUUGUCGUCAACACCGUCUCCCUGCUGACCGUGCUCAUUCCCAAGCUUCCCCAGCUACACGGAGUACGGCUCUUCGGCAUCAACCAGUACUGACACCUGAAUGAGGGAUCGGCAUAGCUGCCCUCCCUCAUGCUGCUGCCCAGCUCUGCCCUGCUACCCCCCUCCCCCAACACAUCAGCCUACUGAUGUCUUGUGGCUUGAGUGGAACUAAGCAGUUGUGAUCUCCCUAGCGGUAGAGUUCGAUCACCCCACUGCAAAUGGUUUGAGGAGCUUGAUGGCGGCACUCUUUUGAUCUGCUUAGAGUCUUGCGCCCUUUCUAGAAAUUGGAUGUGUUGUGUGUAAUUUAUUUGCGCUGCAUUUUUUGGGUUGCCAAGGGAACUGCAAGGAGCUGAGACAGGGUGGUGAGGGGCAGAGGUUGUGGGGGAUGGGGUGUUGAAAAUACCCCUUAAUAAUACCUUUUCCUGUCUGCAGUCAGGGACUACUGUAGCUUAACUUCAAAAAUAUUGUUAAUCAUUUGCAACACAGAAAGACUUGGCAACAGUCAAGCCAGAGAGAAUUUCUACAAUAUUUAUUUUCUAAUACCUAAACACCUAAGUGGUAUUUCCUUUCUCCUCCACCAGGAGGCACUGUCUGUUUUCCAUUUAUUUUCCUGCCUGAUGAUUCCUGUAUGAUUUCUUUCCUCUGGACCAGACUCUAUACUUCUUGUGUCUAAUUCUUGUAAGUGUGACUGCCUGUUUCUGUCAUGAGUCAUGCUCAUAUGAACAGUUGAUUCAUCCCAGGGAGCCUGGGUGGGUGCCUAGCUCUUCUGUGGAUGCACAAUUGUAGAAUUUUGAUAGUGGGUACAACAUUUUCAUGACUGUUUUAGGAGUGUAAAAUUUCUGUUGCCAUUUUACAGUACCAGGCCCUCCCCCUGUUCUCUGCGGUGAUGAAACGAGGCUAAACGGGAUCAUUUGGUACUUUAUCUGACCACUUGGCAGGUGGUUUAUUCUUAGCCCUGGAUUCUAAUCUUUUCAGUGAAGCAGCUGACAGCAUUGAAUUCAAGGAACCAUGAGAUCACAUAUAUAUGGAAUGUUCUUUUAAAAUAGACAACUGCAUCUGCCCUGCUUGGCUCCUCAGCAAACUCUCUGUUCCGAUGAAUUACUGUCUGUAACUACAGAGCAACCUCCACACCAUGCUUCAGUAUCAAUCAGACUAUUCCACAUGGUCUGCAUUGCGUACUGUAAGUAUGUGGGGCUGCGUACUCCAUUUGGCACCAUGUACUUUUGAGACACAUUGUGGGAUUACAACAAAAAGCCAUUUUGGGAAGGGUUGAGUUCACACUUACCUCUGCAGGGCUCUGCCUUCCUGGAAUAAGGACAGAGUGUCCCUGACAUCAGCAUUUCUCCUGUGUGCUGUAAGCUGAGAGCUGUGUUGAAUAUAUUGCUUACACUCUGGGCUCACCUGCAUUAUGUCUACUUGGCUACUGAUAGUGGGGGAGGAGGGCAGGGCAUGGAUGAACUGGGGUAAAUUAUAAAAGAUACAGAACACAAGCUGAUGCACUCUUUGGAUUUGUGGACAUAGAAAGCUCUGUUGAAUAAUGUAUAUUCAAAUAGGAAUCCACGAUGCUUGUGGUGUUUUGACAAAUGGAAUCACACAGCAUGCACACAAAUGAAAAGUAGGAUGAUAAAAAGAAAAUAGGAAGAAAACAAUACGCAAACCAGGAUGGUUUUGAAUGGACAUUUUGACCUAAUAAAACUGGUGGACUUUCGUGUGGAAACCUACAUGAGGUCAAAGGUUAUUUAUGCAAGUACAGUUUGUGAAAGUUGGCAAAUAUGUGAGUGCUGUGUUUCACAGUGCAGUCGAUAUCAAAGUAGCACUAAUGUUCAUAUGAACCCAAGCUAGGCCACACUGGCUUUAAAAAAGGCACAGCCAGAGACAGUGGAUAGAACUAAAUAGAGGAGACAUGCUUGUAAUUGGCUAUGAAAAUACGUUUGUGGUAAGGGUCAGAGUCUAUUAGUGGAAUAGGUUUUUUAAAAUAUGUACUUACUGCUGAAAAAAUGAUGUUUGUGACCAUCAUUUAUGUGGAUUUAUUUCUGCUGAUUUGAGUCUGACCCAAGUUUUUUAAUUUAUAUUAACCACACUGUAAGGAAUUGUGUAUAUCAACAAUGGCUGUAAAUGGUUAGAUUAGGACAGGUUCCUUGCAUUUUUAUCUUUUUUUCAGUGAAAGCAAUAUUAUGUAGCAAAAAGAAGCAUGCAUAUAUGCUGAUAUAGUACUUUGUAAUAUCGCUGGAGUGUGACCGAAAGUACUUUUUUUUUUUUGUUACUGAAAUGCGAAUUACACUAUGUUGUUGGACCUUUUUUUAAAAAAUGACAGUGCUGCAGGUUAGACAGCACCACAUCAUCAGCCUGGCUCUAUACUUCAGUAACCUCUGACUGCUUUCUGCUCUGCUCCAGCCCAGGCACAGGUCUGUCUCUUGACUGAGAAACAAUAAAAAAUUGAGGCUAAAACACAAAGACUAAAAACUGAUGGAGCACUUCAACUACCUGUCUUCUACCUGAAUCACCAGGGCAACAAUCCAAUGUCUAAACAUAACAGUAUUUGCUCUAAAAAGCACAGACUCAAAUGAAAUGUUACUGUUAUUGGGUAAAAUGGUGUCAAGUGGAUUACAAUACUUUGGAGCACUGUAUAUUUCCAAAUUGAUCCGCAUACCUGCAUAUUUGUAGGCAGUUCUGCAAUAAAACAACUGGGUAGUA
Molecule: messenger RNA, 3472 nt
Organism: Anguilla rostrata (American eel)
Lineage: Eukaryota; Metazoa; Chordata; Actinopteri; Anguilliformes; Anguillidae
Product: ORM1-like protein 3
Exons: 4
Coding region: 371-832 (153 amino acids)
Biological process (GO): sphingolipid biosynthetic process; ceramide metabolic process; intracellular sphingolipid homeostasis
Cellular component (GO): endoplasmic reticulum membrane
Source: RefSeq, a predicted model, not a curated record